CUAGAAUCCGUUUCUCGAGGUUUCGUUUUUAAAAUCUGUUUUUUACGUUUGGACAGAUCUUGCUUUGAUAUAAUCAGACACUUCAGCAUUGGCAGUUACUAUCAGCAAUAUAAAGAAAUAAUUUAGUGAUUCAAACACUGCUGUUAUUGGAAAAGAAAGAAUUCAACAGUUGCUGUCAACAUGUCCGAUUAUGACAGCGACGAUGCUGCAAACAUCCAAGGUGCUCCCAACACUGAAAAAAGACGUCGACUUAGAGCCGAUUAUCGCAGUGCUAUUGCUCAAGCUGAAGAAAACAUGCAGGAGGUGCUGAACGGAAAAACCAAGAUAGACUUGCAUUCAGAGUUGAGGCAAGUGAACGAGCUGUUUCUAGAUGUCAAAGCUACACAAGAUGCUGCAUUGGAUUCAAAAGCAUUGCUUCUGAUUGCAGAAAUGUCGUCAUACAAGGUUCAACGUUUGAAUUUUGGUGGUGGUUCAUUCACGCUCGAGGAUUUCGUGUCCAAGGUUGCUGCUCGACUAGGCGGAUCUGAGCAAUCUGCCGUGAGGAAUCACGAUGAUGCUAGUGUACAUUCUUUGAACUCUGAUAAUUUGAAAUGGGAUGCUUUGGCCGAAACCAUUGCCAGGAUAUCAACUCGGGUUUGUAUCCCUGGCUUCAUGUAUGGUGCGAUUGCAGUAGAGCCUAAACAGCGAGAGUUUAAGCGACGGACUGCUAAACUUGUUAAAGAUGGGUCAAAACUACGUCAGCCAGAGCAGCUUGCCGAAGAAGAUAUUGUACAGCAGGAGAACGAAACAUCGUCUAAUGUUCAAUUAAUAUACCGGUGUUUAGAACAAGUCCAACCUGUCAAUUUUUUUAAAUUCUUCAUCAACCCAGAUUCGUUUUCACAAUCCGUCGAGAAUCUAUUUUAUCUAUCGUUUUUGGUUCAUGAUGGAUUGGCACGUUUAGAGGACAAGAAUGGCAAACUACUUUUGUCAACAGAAGUGCCUCCAACUGAAUCAGACCUACAACGUGGAGUGACUAAACUACAACAUAUUUUGAGUUUAGAUAUGAAAACGUGGAAGGAUGCAAUUGAAACGUUUGAUAUUACAAAACCGAUCAUUCCCACUCGUGUUUCACAUUCAGUCAAGGACAAUGGCAAGUGGUAUGGAUAGAAACAAAAACGGGAAUUUGUGCAUUAGGCUCAGAUUGAAUUCAGCAGCACUCGACUUCUUGUCAUAUUUGACUUGCUCAAUGCAUUCGUGAUUGUCUUUAUGCUUACAUCAAUUUCAUUCAAGCUUUUAAAUAGCUGUGACUUUCUAAAAACACCCAACCCUCAACUACAUUUUUAAUCCAAUGUCGUAAAUCACAAUCCCAGGUUUAAUGUUACAGAUGUGACUAGACAAUGAAAUAAAAAGUGCAGGUAUGCCAAACUAUUUACAUGGAAAAGGGAUCGCCGCCACUUGUCGGUGAAUUUAGGCUUUCUAUUGUAGACAAAAACCCAUCUUCAUCCGAAAAUAUUGCAAGCGACUUGUAUACCUUACAGAUUUGAUGAAUAAAACCCGAAAAUUCGAGUGUGAUGGAACUAUACAUCAGUCUUGGAAUGUCUUCUUUGCGUAUACCAAGUUUUUCUAUCAACUCUGUUGGAGUUGCAUCACCCGUGACUUGCAAUUGUGGCUCAAACACAAGUUCACCCGUCCGUAUUAAAACUGGUUUGGGUCGAGACGGAAGUAGCUGUUGCGAGGCUCGUACAAAUGAAGAUUGAUUGCUCAUCGGAGUUGAUGCCAUAGGGCUCGGAGAUACAAAUUCAUGGUGUUGAGAUCCGUUAGAUUGACUAGGUGAGGGUGAUCCUAUUUUCAAAGUCAAUCUUGGCUCUAAAUGAGCUUGGGGUAUCACAUCGUCCUCCAUCUCAAAUACCAAUGCCGCUUUACUAUACGUUUUGAUCAAAUCCAGCAAGUACUUGUAUAGUCCAAUAUUCAAUGCAACGUACACACGCCCUUGAAAAUCAGUACGGAAUCCAUACUCGACACGAUUUUUGAUCAAAUCAGAUUCGGAUGUGACACGCAUGCUUAAAGUAGGAAA
Messenger RNA from Batrachochytrium dendrobatidis JAM81, 2053 nucleotides. Its product is annotated as Smc5-Smc6 complex subunit NSE4. NCBI's taxonomy places the organism in Eukaryota, Fungi, Chytridiomycota, Chytridiomycetes, Rhizophydiales. The record is from RefSeq and is a predicted model, not a curated record. Gene Ontology annotation, biological process: DNA repair. The transcript has 7 exons. Bases 181 to 1146 code for a protein of 321 amino acids. Gene Ontology annotation, cellular component: nucleus; Smc5-Smc6 complex.